AGGUCGGAGCGGAGCGGAGCGGGAAGGUGAGGCCAGGCGGUGUGUUGGAAGUCGGGAUCACGUGUGUCAGCGUCCGGGAAGAAGAGAGCAGUCCAGCAGUGGGAGCCUCUGCCGCAGCGCUACGGCUCUCCUCCUCCAAGCAACACACUGGGACACAUUUCUGCCGUAGCUUUUUUUUUUUUUUUUUUUUUUUUUUUUUUUUUUUUUUUUUUUUACAUAUGAGCGCCAGUCCGCCCUUCGGGACUCCAUCGGGACUAAGAAGUGCGAAGACGGCACGGGAAGCCCCGUGUUAGCCAGAGGAGCGAUGGUUUGGCCAAAAUAAGCCCGACUUUCUGUCGCCAGAGAGGGAAACUUAAAACAAGUCCUGGUUUUCGGGAGUCCCACCGCCCCUCCGCUCUCCCCGUAGGAUUUGAUUCAAAGGCGAAUCCAAGAUGGCUGCUGAUUCCGUGCAGGGGGAUGCCAGGGCCCAACUGGUGGCAGAGCGACUCGGUCUUGGACAGAACCUUGACCUGUCUGACACCAUGGUCCAGCAGAAGCUGGAGGAGAUCAAGGAGCAGAUCCGCCGUGAGAUCCGGAAGGAGUUAAAGAUCAAAGAGGGGGCAGAGAACCUGCGCAAGGUCACCACAGACAAGAAGAGCCUGGCUUAUGUGGACAAUAUGCUAAAGAAAUCUAACAAGAAGGUGGAAGAGCUUCACCAGGAACUACAAGAACUAAAUGCUCACAUUGUGGUCAAAGAUCCAGAAGAACUUUCAGAGUGCCCUUUGACCCCAGAUACUCCAAGCAGUGAAGCCAGAACGUGCACGAGCAACAGCCGCCUGGCCGCCUUAAAGCGGCAGAAUGACAUCGAGCUGAAGGUGAAGCAGGGAGCCGAGAACAUGAUUCAGAUGUACUCCAACGGCUCCUCCAAGGAUCGCAAGUUACUCGCAGCUGCUCAGCAGAUGCUUCAGGACAGCAAGACGAAGAUCGAGUUUAUCAGGAUGCAGAUCCUUAAGGCCAGCCAGGCCACUGAAAUGAGCUUUGAGAGCAACGACAUGAUGGACAAGUCCAUCAUCAGUCCUUUAGACCUGCGGGUGGAGGAGCUGUGUCACCAUGCCAAGAUAGAGUCUGCAGUAGCAGAGGGAGCAAAGAACGUCAUGAAACUCCUGGGCUCUGGAAAAGUCACAGAAAAGAAAGCUCAUUCAGAGGCUCAGGCUCGCUUUACCGAGUCCAGUCAGAAGCUGGACCUGCUGCGUUAUUCAUUGGAACAGCGUCUCAGCGAGUUGCCAAAAAACCAUCCUCGCAGCAGCGCCAUCAUAGAGGAGCUGUCUCUGCUGUCUUCCCCGGCCCUCAGCCCCAGGUCCAGCUUCAUCUCCACACAGAACCAGUACAGCACCGUCACCAAGCCUGCAGCGCUCACAGGCACGUUAGAUGUCAGACUUAUGGGUUGCCAAGACCUUCUGGAAAAUGUCCCCGGCCGUUCCAAAGCAGCCCCCAGCCCGCUGCCUGGCUGGAGCCCCAGCGAGACGCGCUCAUCCUUCAUUAGCCGAGCAAACAGAAACCGAGGUGUGAGCUCCAGGAACCUAACAAAGAGUGAAGAGGUCUCCAACGAGAUCAGCGCUGUCCUGAAGUUGGACAACACAGUAGUUGGACAGACGAGCUGGAGGCCCGUCAGCAACCAAGCCUGGGACCAGAAGUUUACACUGGAGCUGGAUCGGUCUCGAGAGCUGGAGAUCUCUGUGUACUGGCGCGACUGGCGAUCCCUCUGCGCUGUCAAGUUCCUGAGGCUGGAGGACUUCCUGGACAACCAGCGUCAUGGAAUGUGUCUGUACCUGGAGCCACAGGGGAUGCUGUUUGCUGAGGUAACGUUUUUCAAUCCCGUCAUUGAGAGAAGACCAAAGCUGCAAAGGCAAAAAAAGAUUUUCUCUAAACAACAAGGCAAGACUUUCCCACGAGCCCCCCAGAUGAACAUCAACAUCGCCACCUGGGGCCGGCUGAUGAGAAGAGCCAUACCCAAUCUCAGCACCAACUCCUUCAGCCCCCAGGCCCCCGACAUGGGGCAUGGCAGCGUGCCUGGUUCCCCCACACCCAGCAGCUAUUCACUGGUGACCAAGCUGGAUUUUGACAAAGACUCCACACCAGGACCCAAACAUUACGCGGCACCUGACGACGCCAGAGAACCGCCUGCUCAGAGCAAAAUGCCCAACAAGGAGGAAGUGGAGAAUGCACUAAGUGAAUUCAACUUCCUCAACAAGAGAAUCAGCACGGUGCUGGAACCAGACUCAGACGGCGGGCUGGAAGCGGAGUUCCAGCAUCCAGACCUGGAGCUCACCUCCAUCCAGAAGGAUGCAGAGAUAAGGGAAGAAGAGCAGUUCCACUUCAGUCUCCAGGAUUUUAAAUGUGUGGCAGUCCUUGGACGUGGUCACUUUGGAAAGGUGCUGUUAUCAGAAUAUAAAAGCACAGGCGAGAUGUUUGCCAUUAAAGCUUUGAAGAAAGGAGACAUUGUGGCCCGAGAUGAGGUUGACAGUCUGAUGUGCGAGAAGAGGAUUUUUGAGACGGUCAACAGCGUCCGCCACCCGUUCCUGGUCAACCUGUUUGCGUGCUUCCAGACGUCGGAACAUGUUUGUUUUGUUAUGGAGUACGCAGCGGGGGGCGACCUGAUGAUGCACAUCCACGCUGACGUGUUCUCGGAGCCCCGGGCCAUAUUUUAUGCAGCAUGUGUUGUUUUGGGAUUACAGUUCUUACAUGACCACAAGAUUGUGUACAGAGACCUGAAGCUGGAUAAUCUGCUCCUGGACACAGAGGGAUACGUGAAGAUUGCUGACUUUGGCCUUUGCAAAGAAGGAAUGGGUUUCCGGGACCGCACGAGCACGUUUUGUGGCACGCCCGAGUUUCUGGCUCCGGAGGUUUUAACGGAAACCUCGUACACCCGCGCUGUGGACUGGUGGGGGCUGGGCGUCCUCAUCUUUGAGAUGCUGGUUGGAGAGUCGCCGUUUCCCGGUGAUGAUGAGGAGGAGGUGUUUGACAGCAUCGUCAACGACGAAGUGCGCUACCCACGGUUCCUUUCCACCGAGGCCAUCUCCAUCAUGAGGAGGCUUUUGAGGAGGAGCCCGGAGCGCCGUCUGGGAGCAGGAGAAAGGGACGCAGAGGAAGUUAAGAAGCAUCUGUUCUUCAGGACCACAGAUUGGGACGGGUUGUUGGCCAAGAAGGUGAAGCCACCAUUUGUGCCCACCAUCCAGGGCACCAACGACGUCAGCAACUUCGACGAUGAAUUUACCUCAGAGGCUCCGAUCCUGACCCCUCCCAGAGAACCCCGAGUUCUGAGCUCGGAGGAGCAGAACCUGUUUUCUGACUUUGAUUACAUCGCUGACUGGUGUUAGCUCCAUCAUCAGAGACGCACACAUACACACACACACAACACACACUGUGAACUAAACAGCUCAGCAAUGACUAGAGCUCACUUUUCUCUUUUUUUUUUUUUUUUACAAACAAAAAAACAAUCUUUCCUCCUCCCUGCCCAAAAAGUUGAGAGAACAAUGCUUCUGGCUCCCUGAGCCUUCAACCCGAAACUGUGCCAUUGAGAAGAAAAUCUAGAUGACCUACAAGGACCUCAGUUAUUUUUUAAUCCACAUGAGAUAUUUUUUUUUAAAAGAAGAAAUGAAUGGAAUUGUGUUGGAUUGAAGGUGGGGGGGGGGGGGGGAUAUCCUGCACAGAUCGUCGUGUCCGUUCACUGACCACUGAGAAUGUUUUACAUAUGGACUGAGAAGACGGCACCAUUACAAUCACAUUAUUCAGUGUUGCUGUCUUCAGACCUUUUUUUUUUUUUUUUUUAACAUGUACAGAUUAUAUUCAGUCACAUAUUUUAUGUGCUAUUUUAUGUGCUCUUGUAAAAGCCUCAGCAUGGAUCAUAUCUGAAGCUGGUGUUGAGUGUAAGCUUUGUCACUGAACGGUCAGCCACAGCAAACAUCAUGACUACUACAGCUGUUUCCUGACUUGAAAAGACCACGUGAGCCCGUUUCAUACGCUUCCCCAUCGACGAUAAAGACCAGUUCAACCAGUGACUUCUACUCCCCCCCCCCCCAAAGUUUGAAUGUCAUUACUUUAAAUGCUUUAAUUAGAAGUAUUAGGAAGCAUUUCAGUGUGAUGCCUCCUCUGGGCCCACUAGGGGGCAGCAGCGGUAAGGGAGAUGAUGAUAAACUGAAAAUUCAGCUGAGCUCAGCUCUUCACUGUUUGGUUUUACAGCAUGUUGUAUUAUCCCCAGCCAGUUGUGAUGGACUUGACUUUUCCCAAUAAUACCUCAGUGAAACCAGCGCACCAAAAACCGACUUUGUUUUUCUGCCUUUCUUGGCAAAACGGAGACACUGCAUCCAGAUUUUUCACGUCAAAAUGUCAUUAAAGCAAGUGCUUCCUACAUAAAUCUGGCUGGAUUCUUCCAGCAGACUUCCUGUCAGUUUGCAUGUUUAAUAUGACCAAUUCGACGUUUCAGACCCACUUAUGAAUCACUACAGAGGGGCAGGGGGUAUAUUUUAAGCAUACUGUAUGUCCACAGGUAAGCUGAAAGCACUAAUUUUAUCAACUUUAUCUCCGUUUCUUAAUUAUGGAAAUAGAUUGUACAAAGUGUUUUUUGUUUUUUUUUUAUGUGUUUGUGCAUGUUGUUUCCAGAACAGCUAUAAACUGUAUGGAUGGUACAAAUGACCCAAAUCACAGCUGGUAUCCAUCAUCCUGAUGUAUAAUGUAAAAAGAAGGCAUCUUUACAGUCACUGUUACCUAUCAUGAAUGCACAAAUUAAACAUUUGUAAUAUUU
Molecule: messenger RNA, 4780 nt
Organism: Fundulus heteroclitus (mummichog)
Lineage: Eukaryota; Metazoa; Chordata; Actinopteri; Cyprinodontiformes; Fundulidae
Gene: pkn2a
Product: protein kinase N2
Biological process (GO): protein phosphorylation; signal transduction
Molecular function (GO): small GTPase binding; protein serine/threonine kinase activity; ATP binding
Source: RefSeq, a predicted model, not a curated record